AUGUGCUGCUCUAUAACGCUUUCCUCUGCUUUGCAUGACUACAGCUCUUUGGCCGUCUGCAACAGCAUCCCACCCUACGCGAUUCUUUCUCACACCUGGGGGGCUGAUGGCAUCAAGAAGAUUCAGUUCUGUGGCGAGGAAGCUGCUAAAGACGGCUUGGGCUACUUCUGGGUGGAUACAUGCUGCAUUGACAAGUCAAGCAGCGCAGAGCUCCAGGAAGCUAUCAACUCAAUGUUCCAGUGGUACGCUAAGGCUACGCAAUGCUACGUAUACUUAGAAGAUGUUUCGACCGGUGGCUUGGCCCAAAGCGAUCUAUCCUCUCAGCAGACAUGGAAACUAAUGUUCCAAAAGAGCAGAUGGUUUACUCGAUCCUGGUCACUACAAGAGCUACUUGCUCCAAAAUCAGUUGAAUUCUUUUCUGGAGAGGGCCUACUGCUUGGGAAUAGGAUUUCACUUAUGCAAGAGAUUCAUGACACUACAGGAAUUGCUAUUGAAGCUCUUCAAGGAAGCCCUCUAUCUAACUUUAGCAUUGCGGAGAGGUUUUCAUGGGCAAGAAAACGCACGACAAAACCGGCUCCGGACGGAGAUACAGAGAUCUAUGAACUGGAGCAAAGGUCCCGCGGAAUUUGA
This is a messenger RNA of Aaosphaeria arxii CBS 175.79, 630 nucleotides long. RefSeq names its product HET-domain-containing protein. NCBI's taxonomy places the organism in Eukaryota, Fungi, Ascomycota, Dothideomycetes, Pleosporales. The record is from RefSeq and is a predicted model, not a curated record. The coding region runs from base 1 to 630 and encodes 209 amino acids. The transcript has 4 exons.